AUAGCGAUCCUCAUAUCAUAUAUAUGUCAUUCCCGUCAUUCUUAAUUUCCCGAUCUAACCUAACACCUAACUUAAAACUUUAUUAUUUAGCUUUUGAAUUUUAAUAAUUUUAAAUAAAUCUCAGAUCUCCAAUUCUGUAAUUUUAAUGUAUACUCCAUAUACUGUAUCUUAGUUUAUUCUGUAUCUCCAUAUAUUAUAUUAAUAUAAUAAACAAAUAUGACAAUUCCGGCAGAAUUCCAAGCUGUUGUUUUAGCAGCUGGAAAAGGUUCACGUAUGUUAGAAUUUACAUCUGGAAAGCCAAAAUGUUUACUUCCAAUAGGAAGUAAACCACUUAUUUGGUAUACACUCAGCAAACUUCAAAAAUCAGGAUUUACUGAGGUCAUUAUGAUUGUUCUUGAACUCCAGAAAACAGAAAUUCAAAGUGCAAUCGAUAUUGAAAUAGAAAAAAAUACUUUAAACAUUAAAAUAGAUUAUGUUUCUGUUUUGGAUGAUAAAGAUGAUUUGGGUACAGCAGACAGUUUGAGACUGAAGGAAAUACAAGAGAAAUUAAAAUCUGAUGUUUUGAUUUUAUCUUGUGAUCUCAUUACAGAUGUAGAUAUAUCAGGCGUUUUAAAUACAUUUAGAAAGUAUAAUGCUUCUGUUACCACAUUAUUUUUUCACGAAACGCGAAAACCGUCGAAAAUUCGGAAAAUCCUUUUUUCCGAGCCUUGA
Messenger RNA from Sitophilus oryzae (rice weevil), 711 nucleotides. RefSeq names its product translation initiation factor eIF-2B subunit gamma-like. The record is from RefSeq and is a predicted model, not a curated record. The transcript has 2 exons. Lineage: Eukaryota; Metazoa; Arthropoda; Insecta; Coleoptera; Curculionidae. Bases 217 to 711 code for a protein of 164 amino acids. Gene Ontology annotation, molecular function: guanyl-nucleotide exchange factor activity; translation initiation factor activity. Gene Ontology annotation, biological process: cytoplasmic translational initiation; biosynthetic process. Gene Ontology annotation, cellular component: guanyl-nucleotide exchange factor complex; eukaryotic translation initiation factor 2B complex.